AUGGCUGAAUGUAACUUUGACAAAGGAAAUGAAGCUCACCAUGCUACUUUGUACGAAAAGGGUAAGCAGUAUUGUUGUGCGAAUAAAUAAAAUUCCGUGACAAAAAACAAUUUCCUCGAAUAACAAAUGGUUCGCUCCUCAAAUCCGUUUGCAAAUUUACCGCCAAAGGCUUGUGGACAAAAAUAAAAAAUUUAUUGACCUUCGGAUGUAAACACACAACCUAGCAGACGAAUUUUGUUUUGUGGAGAACAUGGAAGAGGUAAUAGAUGUGUUAGUUUUAGCUAAUAGACGUUAUCGUUUUAUAGAGGUAUAAACAUACUACAAUAUAAGAUAGAGUCUAUAAGGCACCUUAUUACAUAGGAAAUAAUGCAAGAGCUCCAGGGCCCUGAGUAAAGCCUCAGUUCAGUCUGCCAAAGCUACAAAUUUUAGUAACAAAUACAAUAUCAAAAAAGGCAAUAUCAUAGACAAUAUCACAUGUUUCGUUGUUUUGGUGAAAUUUUAAAAGCAAAAUUAAAAACUCGCGAAACCAAAGUCAUAAACGAAAUUUCAGGCCAAAAACGGCCAAUUUGAACAAUUUACGACGUUUAUUUGAAAAUACGACAAACAUAGCGCGUAAACCAGAAACGUUAGAAUAAUUUGGCUAAUAUUGCAAUUAUUCAGCCUAAAAAUCUAGUCUGAUUCACAAAAAAUUAAGGUAAAAAUAUAUAACUCACAUUUUAAAAUAAUUUUAUUGUAAUUUCCUUUCCAAAAACUGACCGGUCGAUUGUAGAAAGCAUUUACUGACUAUGUUUUAUCUAAAAGCCUUGAAGGCGACCAGAUCCAAACGUAAUAUUGUUUUCCGCGUAUAAUAUGGCUCUAAUUUUUGGGCGCAGCUGUAUAAUUUUGUUUCUGGAUUUUAUCAGUAAAAUUUUUGUAAAUUCUUUGUAUUUUACUUCCGAAUCAACGUGAUUUGUUAUUUAAAAUCAACCUUAUAUCACGAUUGUUCAGUUUUUACUUUGGAAGCUCAUAAAACUGCUAACAAUAUUGUUUUAGCUUUGGUGAGAUCGUGCCGCGCUUCUUCUGUUAUUGCAAGUUCUAAAAAUGGCACACCGGCUUCGGAAGAGGAGAUCUUCAAACACUUUCAAAUCAAGGACACUCACGAAGCCUCGACCAAGAAGUUGGCCAACCUUCUGAAUUCUCGAGGUAUCAAGUUGGCAGAUCCGAGGAUUCAGAAGUCGCGAGAGCUGUUACGACAUUUUAUGCGACUUCGGAAUGGCAAUAAGGACACAAGGCAUUACAAGCUCUCUAAGCAACACUUUUUGGAGUAAGGUAACUUUGAUUUUUGAGGAUUUAUAUUAUUUUUACAAAAAGCUGAUUAAAUCUUUCUUUUUAGGUAAUAAAACUAUCUUUUUGGCAAUUUUGUUAAGAAAUUUUAACGAUUAGUGGCAAAAAUUGUAAAAUACGCAAACUGUAGAUCUGUAAACACGUUUUUAUAGAUGUGUUCGCCCAUCGAUUGGAUUAAUCACACAAGCCAUUCAGAACAAUAUGAUUAUUCCUUCUUGGCAGUCGUUCAAGAGCAAGAUGGCUGAAAUCUUUGCACAGGUAUGGCAGAGUUUACAUAAUAAUUGUAAGAUACGUGAUAUGAUACUUUCAGUGUCGUGAAAUCAAGGAAGGUAACGUUGCCACUUACAUUCCCCAGCUAGCGCGACAAGAUCCGGAGUUGUGGGGAAUGGCAGUUUGUACUGUAGAUGGACAACGAUUUGGGCUCGGAGAUUCAAAAGAACCGUUUUGUUUUCAGUCGAUAUCUAAAGUAAGUUGAGUAUAGUAAAAAAUAUUUAUUUAGGUAUUAGUAAUGUAGUUUCAGUAUUAUUUUAAUUGGUUAUUACUCUAUUGACUCAUACGACAUGAUUUGUUACUUUGUAUUUGUUUUUUAAGUGAUAUUAUUGUACUUUCAGCCGUUUACCUACUCGGUAGUGUCGACUGAUAUUGGAUCUGAUAAAGUGCACGAAUACAUUGGUCAAGAGCCGUCUGGUCGAUUGUUCAACGAGAUUUGUCUUGAUGUUUGCUCGAAGCCGCACAAUCCCAUGGUAAAUGCUGGAGCCAUAAUUUGUACAACUUUGAUCAGAACUGGACUGUGUAUGGCCGAUCGGUAUGACUUUGUAAGUUUUUUUCUGAACUUAUUGUUACAGAUAAGGGCUAUAAUAAUGUAGCCAUAUAGCAUAUUUUUGGUCUUAAAAAUUUAAAUUUGGAGAUUUAUUUAGGAUAUCUUUAAUUCUUAUAGUAAAAUACGAUAAGCCACUUUUGUAGGUUCAUUAAUAAUGAUAGGAAAAGUUGUUUUAGAUAUACAAUGAGUACAAGAAGCUGGCUGGUGGAACUUAUAUUGGCUUUGACAAUGCCACUUUCUUGUCAGAACGCAACACUGCAUCGAGAAACUUUGCUUUGGCGUAUUUUAUGAAAGAAAAGAACUGUUUCCCUCCAGGAUCGUCUAAUCUGAAGCAGGAGUUGGACUUGUACUUUCAACUGUGCUCGUUGGAAACUGACUGUGAAAGUGCCGCGGUUAUGGCUGCUACUUUGGCAAAUGGUGGUAUGUUAUUACUGGGUUUUUUUAAAAUUUUAUUGUAGCAUUUAUAUGUAACAGAUAAAAGGAUUACGGCCAUAAUUACCUUGUAGGUGUCUGCCCAUUAACCGACGAACGUUGUGUAAGUCCCCGUGCCUGUCGCGACGUAAUGUCUUUGAUGUACUCAUGUGGAAUGUAUGAUUAUAGUGGUCAAUUCGCAUUCUCCGUUGGAUUACCGGCAAAGUCAGGAGUGUCUGGAGGUCUCAUCUUGGUUGUACCUAACCUAAUGGGUAUCUGCUUGUACUCUCCACGACUAGACAGAUGUGGGAAUACAGUACGAGGCGUGCAGUUCUCUCAGAAGAUGAUCGAACACUUUAGUCUUCACAACUAUGACUCUUUGCUUCAUGCUGAGCCGAAGCUGGACCCGAGACAGGACUGGAAUGUGGGCAAAGACGUAGCGGCUACAGAAGAGCCGGUUGUCGUUAAGGAAGAGAAAAGUAAUAAUAAGAAAGGCUUGUUGGCUUUAUGACAUUCUGAGAAGUUAUUAUUGAUUAUAUUAUGUUAUGUCCUACUUCAAGGAAUUCGAUUUUUGGCUGAAGGUGCGGGUAUAGCUUUUUUUGGUGAUUUUAGGGGAGGGGAACUCAUUUUCGCCCUAUUUUAUAUUCUUUGUAUUAUUAUUGUGAGUAAUUUCAGCCAACGACGACGCCUGCAUCAAGAAACGUCAUGAACGUCGGCCGAAGAAGUAA
Messenger RNA from Bursaphelenchus okinawaensis, 3282 nucleotides. The record is from the annotation of a GenBank genome assembly. NCBI's taxonomy places the organism in Eukaryota, Metazoa, Nematoda, Chromadorea, Rhabditida, Aphelenchoididae.